AUGUUCAAAUUUGUUGUCCUUGUCGCUCUGGUCGCGUGCGCUGUAGCUGAACAUCACGCUUCAUCUUACGCAUCAUUUAAUAAUCACGUUGAACAUUCAGAUCAGCUUGGCGAUCAUCAUGAGCCACACCACCACCCGAAAUAUGAAUACAAAUAUGGCGUCGAGGACCACCACACUCAUGAUAUCAAAUCUGCCGAAGAGGAACGCGACGGGGAUGUUGUAAAAGGAUGGUACAAACUGGAGCAGCCGGAUGGCAGAACCCGAAUUGUUCAUUACACUGCUGAUAAACACAACGGCUUCAACGCUGAUGUCAAAUAUUCCGGUCAUGCUGACCAUUCUCAUCAUUAUUAA
Messenger RNA from Dalotia coriaria, 351 nucleotides. RefSeq names its product cuticle protein 19-like. The transcript has 2 exons. The coding region runs from base 1 to 351 and encodes 116 amino acids. Gene Ontology annotation, cellular component: extracellular matrix. NCBI's taxonomy places the organism in Eukaryota, Metazoa, Arthropoda, Insecta, Coleoptera, Staphylinidae. The record is from RefSeq and is a predicted model, not a curated record.